UUAGUUUUCUCCUGCAUGCUGUCAGCUCCCUUCUGUCCACCGGCUUCAUUCUCAUGGGAGGGAUUUAUUUACCACGCUUUAUGUCGUUUUUUUCCUCCCUUUGUGUUUUUUUUUUAAUUCGGAGAAGUGAUUUGUGUUCAUCGCUUUUUAUUUGACAAACGGGAGUUGUGUUUUUUUGGUGGGGGUUGAUGUUAAUUGUACGUACCGCCUGCCGACUAUGCUGUAGCAAAAAAAAAAAAGCUUGUCGAAAAAUAAAAGUGAUGCAUAAGGUGGUUGCAAAUGACAUGUACUUUCCAUUUGUACGGGUCGGUCGAGGCUCUGUAUCACGCCCUUUAAUGUUUUCCCUUCAUUUUUCCAUCUGUAACGUGUAUCAUUUCCUGAGUGAACCAGGGGAAUGGCGAUGUGAUUUAAGCCGCUGCUGCAGUGCGUGCGGUGCUGCUUUAUGAUACGAGGAAACGGGCCAGUUACAAAUUACAAUAACGUGGUGGAGGCGAACUCUGAUUCAGAUGACGAAGAUAAGCUGCAUAUAGUGGAGGAGGAGAGCCUGCCCGACGCCGCAGACUGCGAGAAUAAUGUGCCAGAAGAUGACCUGCCAACAGACCCUGCAGUAUUACCAGAAGAUGGGCAAGGAGAGGAUGAGGAAGGUUGGGAGGAAGAAACAAAAGGAGAGGACACCCUGGGGCCUGACGCUCAAAAUAAUGGGUUAAAAUUGAAGAAUGAAUGUGGCUCAGAUGCUGAGGAUGAGCAGAACAAUGACCCUAUCGUGGAGGAGAUCCUGCAGCAGGGGGACACCGCUGUCAUCUACCCUGAGGCACCGGAGGAGGAGCAGAGACAGGGUACACCUGAGGCCAGCGGCCACGACGAAAACGGGACACCCGACGCUUUCUCUCAGCUUCUCGCUUGUCCGUACUGCGACAGAGGAUACAAACGCUACACAUCUUUGAAAGAACACAUCAAGUAUCGACACGAGAAGAACGAGGACAACUUCAGCUGCUCCGUUUGCAGUUACACAUUCGCCUACCGAACACAGCUAGAGCGCCACAUGACGGCACACAAAUCUGGGCGAGAUCAGCGUCACGUCACGCAGUCUGGGGGAAAUCGGAAAUUCAAGUGCACUGAAUGUGGAAAAGCGUUUAAAUACAAGCACCACCUCAAGGAGCACUUGCGUAUCCACAGUGGAGAGAAGCCAUAUGAAUGCCCAAACUGCAAAAAGCGUUUUUCUCACUCUGGGUCGUACAGCUCCCACAUCAGUAGCAAGAAAUGUAUCGGUCUGAUGCCUGUGAAUGGACGACCUCGACCAGGCGUCAAGCCUUCCCAGUGCGAGUCUCCGUCUCUGUCAUCGUCGCCCACCGCACCCGCCCGGACCCAGCUCCGGGAAAAGAUUGACAACGGCAAACCCUUACAAGAGCAGCUUCCCAUCAACCAAAUCAAAACCGAACCUGUGGAUUAUGAGUACAAACCUAUCGUGGUAACCCCGGGAAUCAACUGUGCCACACCUUUGCAAAAUGGGGUGUUCAAUGGAGGCUCUCCUUUGCAGGCCACGGCUUCAUCUCAGGGUGUGGUGCAGGCUGUGGUGUUGCCAACAGUUGGUCUCGUGUCUCCUAUUAGCAUCAACCUAAGUGACAUUCAGAAUGUUCUCAAAGUAGCAGUGGACGGGAAUGUUAUCCGCCAAGUCCUGGAGAAUGCUCACAUCAAUGCCACAUCCAAAGAACAAGGAACAAUUGGCUCAAUGCAGCCGGGAGGCCAUUCCCUCAUCUCUGCCAUCAGUCUUCCCCUCGUCGAUCAGGAUGGAACGACCAAAAUCAUUAUCAACUACAGCCUGGAGCAACCCAGCCAAGUUCAAGUCGCACCUCAAAGCUUGAAGAAGGAAAACUCGAGCAACACCGAGGUCUGCAAAACUGAGAAACUCCCCGAAGACCUCACCGUCAAAACCGAGAAAAGCAAAAGCCCUGAGACUGAAAAGAGUACCAGCACUUGUCUUCUUUGUGAUGACUGCCCAGGUGGUUUAAAUGCACUUCAAGAGCUUAAACACUGUAAUUUGAAAAGAGAAGGUGGGAGUCAGGCUUCCCAUGUCAAUGGGACAGAUCCAGAAAAAUCUGGUUCGUCUCUUCCUUUGGAUGGAAGUCUGUCUCCUGGCCAGCCACCCCUAAAGAACCUCUUGUCACUCCUCAAGGCAUAUUAUGCCUUAAAUGCCGAGCCAACCAAGGAGGAGCUCUCCAAAAUUUCUGAUUCCGUAAACCUGCCCCUAGACGUGGUCAAGAAGUGGUUUGAGAAGAUGCAGACCGGACAGAUUUCGAUGGGGGCUUCGAGCUCUUCCUCAGGACAAGAGACACCCCCGCCUGAAUCUGAUCAGACCGAAGCGGCUUCACCCUCCACAGGAAAAGCACCGGACAGCACAACGACCGAGGACAACCCAGAUACGUUGACUAAGUCCCAGGCUGUUUCCCUGCCGCCCUCCAGCAGGAGUAUAAAUGGAUCUGGAAGCAACACCCCUUCCCCCUCACCACUAAAUUUGUCUUCAUCCAGGCCUGUUAUUGUGAAGACUGAGGACAACUCUGAGGAAGAGGUGCAAGCAGAACCCCUCGACCUUUCACUACCAAAGCUACCCAGAGAAGAAAUGGAAAGAGCCACCAGUUCCAGUGUUUACCAGAACAGUGUUUUCUCCAUUCAGGAAGAACCUUUGAACUUGACUUGCACAAAGAAGGAACAGCUACAAAGUGACACUAUUAGCGCAAGCCUAAAUCCUAUUUAUGUUACCCCACAAAGUGCCAAUCCUAUCAACAUCGCUAUUCCCACAGUCACCACUCAGUUACCUACGAUUGUUGCCAUUACCGACCAGAGCAGUGUCCCUUGUAUUCGGGCACUAGCAACCAACAAACAGACUAUCUUGAUCCCCCAGGUUGCGUACACAUACACCACUUCAGGAACCAGCCCCGCAGGAACUGAAACCCAGCUGAAAACAAUACAAACAAAUGGAAACCAGCCCUGCAAAACAAAAAAGGAAGACACUAGUUCUGAGGGCAUCUCCACUGUGGAAGACCAAAACGACUCCGACUCCACUCCUCCACGGAAGAAGAUGAGGAAAACAGAAAAUGGAAUGUACGCCUGUGACUUGUGUGAUAAAAUAUUCCAGAAGAGCAGCUCUCUGCUGAGGCACAAGUAUGAGCACACAGGCAAAAGGCCUCACGAGUGCGGCAUCUGCAGCAAGGCCUUCAAACACAAGCACCACCUGAUCGAGCACAUGCGCCUGCACUCGGGCGAGAAGCCCUACCAGUGCGACAAGUGCGGCAAGCGCUUCUCCCACUCGGGCUCCUACUCGCAGCACAUGAACCACCGCUACUCCUACUGCAAGCGGGAGGCCGAGGAGCGCGAGGGGCCCGAGCCCGACGAGGGGGAGGCCGAGGGGGAAGGGGAGGCCGGGCCCGGGGGAGACGGCCUGCCGGCAGAGCCGCAGCCCGACAGCAGAGCCACCUCCCCGCCCUCCCAGCUGGACUCGGACGACAGGGAGAGCAGCACUCGGGAGGAUGAGGACAGCGAGGAGGAGGAGGAGGAGGCGGAGGCGGCGGCAGCGGCGGGGGCAGGCGCGGAGAGGAGCGUGAAGGAAGAAGUCGGAGAAGAAGGAGCAGGGGAAGGCGGGGAUGCCGAAGCAGGGGAGGAAAUGGAAACGGGGGGGGAGGAGGAGGAGGAGGAGGAGGAAGAAGAGGAAGAGGAGGAGGCACAGACAGGAGCAACCCUGAUGGAAACCGAAGAAGAGGCCCCCGGGGAUACACAAGAGCGAGAAACGCCUGAAGACGAGGGAGACGGAAAAUGAAGUGUACCGGAUUCUUUUUUUUCUUUUUUUUUAACGAAGAACGGAAGGAAACGAUGAAGGAAAAAACAAACAAACAAACAAAACCACAGUUUGCUGUACAAUAGAAAAUUUAUUGUCGAAAAAACACGGUUGCUCGGAUGCUGUUUCAGUUCACUACUGUGUAUAAAUCCAGGUGUGCCUGAACUCAAAAACUAGUACCUUUUCCACAUGAAAAAUUUUCAGUGUUAGAAAUUGUUUGUAAAAAUACUUAAAGUUUAAUGAAAAAAAAUGCAUAUACUGACUUUGAAAGCUAGAAUCAACAAGUUUUAGAUAAUGUUUUAUUACUAAGACAUCAUGGGUCAUUUCUUUUAUCAGUGUUACUAAUUUCGUCAUUCAUGUUAUAACCUUUCAAGUUGUACAGUUGGGAGAGAUUUCUAUACCUUUUUAUUGCCAAUGAAAUUUGCUAAACCAGUAUUUUGUUAAGUUGGAAAAAAGAACUCUGCACUACAGUAUUCCUGGUUUACCUAAGGAUACAACAUGCUUCAGUGUUGUCUACCCUUCAGUAUUAUCGCACUAGAGUAGUUCUCGAUAACAUUAGCCAAUGUUAGUAUAGCAUUUGUCGAAGUGGAUUGUUAGCCUUAAGAAAAGAAAAUAGUUUAUGCUCUGGGGAAAAAAAAUGUGGCAUCUGAUACUGUUAGAAAACUUAUACCAGGGAACAGAAUAUCAGAAGUAUUAAAGCCAGCAAUUUUUAUUUAUUUUUUUUUUUAUUUUGCAUUCAGUGUUAUAAAUUCAGAAGAAGCAAGACAAAUUAUGAAACAAAGCAUUUGAAUCCCCCAGCCUUAUGCAAGACCUGUGUGCUGUAAGUGCCAUUGAACAGUGUUAUUUUGUAAUAAGUGGCUGUAGCCAGUCUUUCUUUUAUUGUUGGGCCCAUAUUAACUAAACUUUGUUUGCUGUCUCAGUCGCAUCAAGUAUCCAAUCCCAAGAGGUUUUAUAUGCAUCCUGACAUUUGAAAUGUUAUUAAUUUUAAUUAAGCAUUGUUUUCAUUUUACAAAUGCUGCAUGCAGUCGGGUUGGCUGGAAGAUAGGGUGAAAACAAAGUAUAUACAUGGGGUUGGUUGUGUACUUUUCCUACCCUGGAAUGUCUGUCCUUUUAGGUUCCAUGCACUUGUUUAAUAAUGUUUGUGGCAAACUAGCCUGUAUUUCAGUUAACAAAUGCUAGUGAAUAUGGUCCCUAAAUAUUAAGUGUUAGAUGGUUUUACCUGUCAGUAUUAUUUUAAGUUUUGUUUUAUCCUUUAGAAGUUUUUUAUGUUAAUGCAAAAAAGUGUGUACUGUAUGUUUCAAACAAUGGCAGUAUUAAUACCCUACUCACUGAUAUAUGUACCAGUUUAGUUUUAGAAAACUUUUAUAUUUAUGUGUCUUAUUUUUAUAUUUCUUUAUGGUUAUUUAUUACACAAUGUAGUGUAUAAUACUGUAGUUUGUAUUAAUACAAUAAUAUAUUUUAGUAUGAAAAAUAAUUUGGAAGGUUGUUAAGAUUUCCAAAGUUAGAAGUGAAGUUCUGGCACUUGAGGUUUGUUUUAAAAAAAAAUGUCAGCAUUUCAGUUUGUCUUUAGAGAUACACCUUCAGCAAAAGGUUGGAACCUGUUAUCUUUCCAUCCAUUAUCAAGUUGGUUUUACUUUUUCCCACUUUAAUAUUAAGCUACUGAAUUUUGAAAACUAACUGUGUGACUAAUAGCAUGAGAUGUUGCUGUUGUAUUGAAGGAUUAUCCUAACCAUGAAGCUGUACUGUCCUUUAUGAAGCCAAAAUUAUAUUGACAUACCUUUUUAUGUUUUAUCUGUGCCAAUUCUUUUCUUUGUAUGUCUAAAUCAAGGCUACAAUGUCUUUUAUACGUCCCAAUUUAAUCCAUGGUCAUUUUUAUAGUUUUUUGUUGUUUUUUUUUUUAUCUGACUGCCCAUCUCACAAUAAAAUACAUCAACAAAGCA
Messenger RNA from Lepisosteus oculatus (spotted gar), 5769 nucleotides. It is a transcript of the gene zeb1b, whose product is annotated as zinc finger E-box binding homeobox 1b. The record is from RefSeq and is a predicted model, not a curated record. NCBI's taxonomy places the organism in Eukaryota, Metazoa, Chordata, Actinopteri, Semionotiformes, Lepisosteidae. Gene Ontology annotation, molecular function: DNA binding.